This is a messenger RNA of Orcinus orca (killer whale), 6999 nucleotides long. RefSeq names its product zinc finger and SCAN domain containing 31 (gene ZSCAN31). Bases 3449 to 4591 code for a protein of 380 amino acids. The record is from RefSeq and is a predicted model, not a curated record. Gene Ontology annotation, molecular function: DNA-binding transcription factor activity, RNA polymerase II-specific; RNA polymerase II cis-regulatory region sequence-specific DNA binding. Gene Ontology annotation, cellular component: nucleus. Gene Ontology annotation, biological process: central nervous system development; regulation of transcription by RNA polymerase II. NCBI's taxonomy places the organism in Eukaryota, Metazoa, Chordata, Mammalia, Artiodactyla, Delphinidae. The transcript is spliced from 6 exons.
CUGUGCUAUGCGGCUGUUUCCCACUAGCUAUCUAUUUUACAUUUGGUAGUAUAUAUAAGUCCAUGCCACUCUUCCAACUCUUUUCAUGUUGCUAAGAUUACUCUGAUAGGCAAAAAACAAAAAGAAAAACAACUCAGCCUAAACCACACACCUUAUACAAAAAUCAGCUGAAAACAGAUCAUGGGGCUAAAACAUAAGACAUAACUUAAAACUUCAAAGAAAACAUAAGAGGAAAUCAUCAGGACCUAGAGUUAGGCAAAGAUUCUGAGAACUGACAUCAAAAGCAUGAUUCAUUAAAGGAAAAAUUAAUAAUUUUGUCUUCAUCAAAAUUUAAAACUUUUGAUCUGUGACAGACUCUAUUAAGAGGAUUAAAAGACAAGCUACAGACGGGGGAAAUGUUUUUAUACCAUAUAUCUGACAGAGGACUUGUAUCUAGAAUAUAAAAAGAACUCACCUAAUCGCAACAGUUAAACAACAAACAAUUCAAUUAGCUAUGGGCAAAACUCAUGAACAGACAUUUUACUGAAGAGUACCUAAAAAUGGAGGCACUGUGUCAUUCAUCAUUUCAUGCCCCCAUAUCACAUCCCAGUCACCCUCACUCCCAAGGUUACUUUAACUUUUUUCUCUUCAUUGUAGAUUUUCUUAAAUUCCAUCAGUUGAAUUUAGACACUUUUUUUUUUAAAACAAAAAUGUGGAGAAAGAAGUGUAAUACAGACACUUCAAGGGUUACAACACCAACUACCAGGAGAGUAUUGUCUGUCUGCUUGACUGGGAGCUCAGGGAGUAAUGUGGAGUCCAUCCUACAGAGAUGGCUAGAGCAUUGGGAACCCUUUUUUCCUUAAAGUAACUGAGGUUGGGAAGAGAUCAGGAGGCACAGAGGAUCAGCUCCACACCAGUAAGCGUAGAUUUGCACUGACUUCCGUUUUUCAGUGGCCGUCUACUCAGCCUCAAGAAACAAACUUUUAAUAACUAAGGCAUUAGAAAGCUGGAUUCAAUCCUGCCUUCAGGGACUUAACUCCUAAACAUUCAUCAGCAGGUAGCAUAUGCUAUUGAGUCUCAGAGACUCUUUUCUGUUACAACAGAAAAACUGUUAUUUCUGGAAAUAGGUAUGUGAACACUUUGGCCUCAAGCAGUAGGUGCCGGGGGGAUUUUAUGUUGCAGUGAAAGAGCAAGUAGAAUCAACCAAUCUUCAGAAUCAUUCAUUCAUCAGGAACUCUGCUAGGUGCUGAGGAUACAGUAGUAAGCCAGUCAUUAUCUCUUGUCACUCAGCCUCAUACCAGCCCUUCUUUAUCCCGAUCUGUAAGCAGGGUAAGGAGGCUACAAACAUUAUUUCCUAGGCUCCUACUGUCACUUGUAAGAACUAGAGAUCAACAGUGGGGGAGCAUGGUUAAGAGUUGUAAUACUUAGCUAGUACCUGAAACUACAGUAUUGUGAUGGUUAAUUUUGUGUCAACUUGACUGAGCCACUGGAUACCCAGAUAUUUUUUUUUCAUUGAAAAAUAUCACAACUUUUACUGUAAUGUUUUUUAAUGUUUUUAUUGGAGUAUAAUUGCUUUACAAUAGUGUGUUAGUUUCUGCUUUAUAACAAAGUGAAUCAGCUAUGCAUAUACAUAUGUUCCCAUAUCUCUUCCCUCUUGCAUCUCCCCCCCUCCCACCCUCACUAUCCCACCCCUCUAGGUGGCCACAAAGCACCAAGCUGAUCUCCCUGUGCUAUGUGGCUGCUUCCCACUAGCUAUAUAUUUUACGUUUGGUAGCGUAUAUAUGUCCAUGCCACUCUCUCACUUCAUCCCAGCUUACCCUUCCCCCUCCUCCUAUCCUCAAGUCCAUUCUCUAGUAGGUCUGCAUCUUUAUUCCCAUCUUGCCCCUAGGUUCUUCAUGACCAUUUUUUAAAAAUUCCAUAUAUAUGUGUUAGCUUACAGUAUUUGUUUUUCUCUUUCUGAUUUACUUCACUCUGUAUGACAGUCUCUAGGUCCAUCCACCUCACUACAAAUAACUCAGUUUCGUUUCUUUUUAUGGCUGAGUAAUAUUCCAUUGUAUAUAUGUGCCACAUCUUCUUUAUCCAUUCAUCUGUUGAUGGACAUUUCAGUUGCUUCCAUGUCCUGGCUAUUGUAAAUAGAGCUGCAAUGAACAUUGUGGUACAUGAGUCCUUUUGAAUUAUGGUUUUCUCAGGGUAUAUGGCCGGUAGUGGGAUUGCUGGAUCAUAUGGUAGUUCUAUUUUUAGUUUUUUAAGGAACCUCCAUACUGUUCUCCAUAGCGGCUGUAUCAAUUUACAUUCCCACCAACAGUGUAUGAGGGUUCCUUUUUCUCCACGCCCUCUCCAGCGUUUAUUGUUUGUAGAAAUUUUGAUGAUGGCCAUUCUGACCUGUGUGAGAUGAUAUCUCAUUGUAGUUUUGAUUUGUAUUUCCUCUAAUGACUAAUGAUGUUGAGCAUUCUUUCAUGUGUUUGCUGGCAAUCUGUAUAUCUUCUUUGGAGAAAUGUCUAUUUAGGUCUUCUGCCCAUUUUUGGAUUGGGUUUUUGUUUUUUGAUUUUGAGCUGCAUGAGCUGCUUGUAAAUUUUGGAGAUUAAUCCUUUGUCAGUUGCUUCAUUUGCAAACAUUUUCUCCCAUUCUGAGGCUUGUCUUUUGGUCUUGUUUAUGGUUUCCUUUACUGUGCAAAAGCUUUUAAGUUUCAUUAGGUCCCAUUUGUUUAUUUUUGUUUUUAUUUCCAUUUCUCUAGGAGGUGGAUACCCAGAUAUUUGGUCAAACAUUUUUCUGGGUGUGUCUGUGAAGGUGUUUGGGGAUGAGAUUAACAUUUGAAUUGGUCGACUUCGUAAAGCAGAUCACUCUCCCUAAUGUGGAUGGUCCUCAUCCAGUCAGGUGAAGACCUGAAUAGAACAAGAAAGGCUGAUCCUCUCUGGAGUAAUAGGGAACUCCUCCUGCCUAACUUCAUUGAACUGCCUUCAGACUUGUCUUUUCCUGCCUUCAGACUUGACCUGAAACAUCAUUGGCUCUUCUUGGUUCUCAAGCCUACUGGCUUUUGGACUGGAGCUACGCCAUCAGCUUCCCUGGGUCUCCAGCUUGCCAACUGCAGAUCUUGAGACUUCUCAACCUCCAUAAUCAUAUGCCGGGAGCCACUCCGUACAGAAAUCUCGCUGGGUUUCCCCGCCUCGGGCUGGAUUUCUGGUUCCGAGCCUUGUAAUGAGGCAGUCAUAAAGUGCGCCAACCUCCGGAGCUCCUAGAGAGAACAAGAUCGCGGAAAGGGCUGCUCGGCUUCAGCAACGGGGCUCAGAACGAUGACGCACUUCCGGUCUUUGUGGUUUGUGGGUUCUACGGGCGCUGCUGCCCUCGCCACGGAUCCGAAGCUCCCGGGACCCCGAAGGUACAUCCUCCUAAAGAAGGUUAAAUCAGGGGAUCUUAAAUCAGUGACCCCUCUGCCUCAGGCUGGAGUGAGCCCUUCUAAGUUAAUCCCAGAAUGGCUUCAACAGGGGAACAGGAUGGACUUAAGAUUGUGAAGGUGGAGGAAGACCCUAUCUGGGACCAAGGAACCUACCUUAAGAAGAACAGCUUUUCUGGCCAGGAGGCCUCCCGCCAACUUUUUAGGCACUUUUGUUACCAAGAGACUCCUGGUCCCCGAGAAGCACUGAGCCGGCUCCGGGAACUCUGUCAUCAGUGGCUGAGGCCAGACACACAUACGAAGGAGCAAAUCCUGGAGCUCCUGGUGCUGGAGCAGUUCCUGACCAUCCUGCCCGAGGAGCUCCAGGCCUGGGUGCAGAAGCACCAUCCCGAGAGUGGGGAGGAGGCGGUGGCUGCAGUUGAAGAUCUGGAGCGAGAGCUAAGUGAGCCAGAGAACCAGGCCCCAGACUGUGAAUAUGGACAUUCUGAAGUGCUCUCAGGGGAUGCAGUGCAUUUGAAGGCCAAGCAGGAAUCAACAGCUCUCCAGGUUCAGUCCAUGGUGACACAGCUCAAAUGUGAAUCUUUUGGGUCCCACAAAUUUGGAGAACAAGAUGGUGAAACUGUACUUGAAAACCAGGAUUUGGCAUCGAAACAAGAAGUCUUAAAAGAAAUGGGACAUUUUGAGAAUAGCAGACUCCAAAGAGAUGUUCCUUUAGAUUCUAAGUACAGAGAAACUUGUAAACAUGAGAGCAAGGUAGAAAAGCAGAGGGGACAUCCCACUGGAGAGAGACGUCACAGGUGCAAUGAAUGUGGGAAAAGCUUUACUCAGAGUUCAGUUCUCAUUCAGCACCAGAGAAUCCACACUGGGGAGAAGCCAUAUGAAUGUGAAGAAUGUGGAAAGACCUUCAGCCAGAGGUCAGGCCUGGUUGAACAUCAGCGGAGCCACUCUGGAGAGAAACCCUAUCAAUGUAAGGAUUGUGGGAAAGCCUUCAGUGCCAGCAAUGGCCUCAUUAGACACAGAAGGAUCCACACAGGGGAAAAACCAUAUGAAUGUGAAGAGUGUGGGAGAGCCUUCCGCCUGAGCUCAUACCUUGUUCAGCAUCAGAGGAUACACACUGGAGAGAAGCGCUAUCGCUGUAACGAGUGUGGUAAAGCCUUCAGCCAGAAUGCGGGGCUUUUCCAGCACCUCCGAAUCCACACUGCCUCAUUGACAGUGUCAUGAAGGAUUUUCAGUGCCUGUCAUCAGCAGAGCACCUAGAGAAGAAGGGAAGUUCAGGCAGUGAACAGGGCACUCGGCCACUCGGCAGGGGUUUGGGACACAGCAGAGAACCCUGCCUGAGAAAAACAAUAAGUAUAAUACAUAAACGGUAUAGUGUAAUAUAUAGGUGAUACAGUGCUUUGGAAACAGAAGAAAGUGGAGCAGGUUAAAGGAGUGAGGUUUCAUUAUCUAGGGUGGUCAGGGGCGGCUUCGUUAAGAGGCAUUUGAGCUAAGAUACAGAGCAGAUGAGGGAGUCAGCUCAGUGCUACCUGGGAGGGUAAUCCAGGAAGUGGGACCAGCUGGUGAAAAGGCCUCAGGGUAUAGACUAAAAAGCUUUCCCAUGGGGUUUCUCAGAUGCUCCUCACAAUCACCCAGAGAAGAGCAAGGCGUGGGCAUUUAACAUUCACACUUACAGUUGAGUAAACUGAGCUUGGUGACAUGAAGUGAUUGCCCAACGUCGCAUGCCUGGGAGGUGACAGUUGUCUGUAUGUGAGACUGACUCUCUGUCUAGUGCUCUUUCCUAUUAAGCAUCCAGAAACUUUGUUUCCCUACCUGGAAAGUUAUUAUUCUUCCUUAUCUAGAAAACAUAGGUGUUGCCACAUAACUAGUUGUCAAGUAAUUAUUUUGUGUGACUAGCUGUGUCCUGAAAGGAUUGGGAGAGGGGGUGGUGCACAUACCCUGUUGGUGCACAAGAGGAAGAAAUGGAGAGACUCCUGGAGGUCAGGUGAUGUUAAUGUGGGGUGGGAGGCACGGGGAGUGAGGGUGGCCAGGUGCAGGCACUCCGCAGGCAGCUAGAGCCUGAUGGGAAGGAAGGGCGGGGAAAGCCGCGGGGUGGGAGAUUGAGUGUCUUGGUAGCAGGGCGCUGCUGUGGUUUGUCCCUGUCCACUAGUGUUGCUGUGGACGAGUUACUUCACCUCUCUGUGCCCAAGUGGAAAGACAAGAAGGCCAGGCGGGUGUGUGGAGCUCUCAGGGGUAAGGCAAUGCAGGCGACCCUUUCUCUGGGUCUCUCGGUGCUGCUCCUCAGAUCGCCAAAUGAAAUUCACUUGUGGGGCAAGUCGGGGUCAGGAUGGGGUGGGGCUAGGAAAUGGAAGGGAAGAGCCAGGCUUGUAUGGAACAGGAACAGGAGGUCCCAGGAUUUGGGGGCAGCGGGGGAAGGGGGACAGUUUCCUAUUGGCCUCUUUGCACUGGAUGGGCCCAAAGCGUGGAGGCCGACAACAUGAAACAGCUUCCGAGCGGCCUAAAGAGACAGCGGAAGUGUCAGCCUAGCGGAGCGGAGAGAGGGUCCGCGGUGCUCCUUCGGCCCAAGACCCAAGGCCCCACCGGCGUUUCAAGAGUCUCGGUCGCGGGUCGGCCGGGUUCAGGUGAGUCCCUGGGCGAGCGGGACGGGCGGGGGCGGUGCAUCGGGCUCCAGGUUAAAAUCCAGGAAAGAGGGCGCGCAGUGCGGGUUGUGCCAAGAACGAAGGCCGGCCUUCCAGGAAUAGAUAUACCACGACUACUAAUAGAUACUUCUGUAGCGCUCACCACGAGCCUGGCACUGUUCUAAUCGCUUAACAGGUAGUAACUCAUUUAAGCGUCAAAAAAUGGUCUGUAUACGGGAAUUCCCUGGCGGUCCAGUGGUUAGGACUCCGCACUUUCACUGCCGAGGGCCUGGGUUCAAUCCCUGGUCGGGAAACUAAAAUCCCGCAAACCGAGGGGCGUGGCCAAAAAAAAAAAUCUAUAUGAUUAUUAUCAACUCCAUGUUAAAGAGGGUGAAACUGAGGCACGGAGAGGUUAAGUCACUCGCUCAAGGUCACACAGCUUGAAGGCCCCCUUUGUGCUCUUGACCCCAUUUCAGUAAGAAGCUAUAAAGUAUUACAUCAGUGCUGUCAAGGCUGUACUGGAUUCCGUUUUAACUGCUACCCUAGUUAGAAUUGAGAGCCCCGUUUCUUUAGCAGUUCUACUGAUAGACAUUGAGGUUGUGUCCUGUUUUCACUAUUAGGAACAACACUGCAGUGCCAGGUCGUGCACUUGCCUCCUUGAGCACAAGUGUUAAGUGCAGAACCAUAGCAUAUGCACAUGUUUUAAAAGCUUUUUUUUUAAUUACAAAGAAUUUAAAACGUUGACAAAGACUGAAAGAAUAACAUAAUGAACCCUUACAUGCUCACCCACCUUCAACAUUUAGCAGCUCUUGACCAGUCUUGUAUCAUGUGUGUCCCCAUCCACCCACUCCCUUCCCUUGUUAUUUUGAAGCAAAAAUAUAUACUGUUUUACCUGUAAAUAUUCCAGUAUGUAUCUCUAACAAAUACUUUUUAAAACAUAGGCAUAAUGCCUUUAUCUCAUAAAAGCUUAAUAGUUAUUCCUUAUGUCAUUACAUAUCCAGUAAGUGCUUACAU